AUGUCUGGGGAAGGGUGUGGUGCCGAUGAGAACGCUUGGGAGGGCAGUGGGGAGGAGACGGAUGAGGCGAGGCAGCAGGAAGAAGGGUGGGGAGAGGAUGAGGGCGCGUGGGAGGCGGGGGGUGAGGAGGAGGAGGAGGAGGAGGAGGAAGCGGAAGCGGAGGAAGCAAAGGAAUGGUGGAUUCAUCACCCUCGGCCGCAAACUCCCAUGAUGCUGCUAGAGUGGCAGGAUCUGGUGGUGGGGGAGAUGGGCGACGAGGAGAAGGAGGCUGCGGGGUUCUGGAGAAGUGGACGGGUGCUGGGUGGGGGUGCUGGUAGUGGCAGUGGAUCGGGCCAGAGGAGGAGGGAAAGUGGGAGUGAAUGGGGCGAUGGAGCAGAGAGUUGGAGGGAAGGUAGCAUGGAGUGUGACCUGGUUGAGGACAGAGCUUGCUCCUGUCCCGUGGCCGUGGCCUUUAUGUGGUGA
Molecule: messenger RNA, 462 nt
Organism: Closterium sp. Naga37s-1
Lineage: Eukaryota; Viridiplantae; Streptophyta; Zygnematophyceae; Desmidiales; Closteriaceae
Source: the annotation of a GenBank genome assembly